This is a messenger RNA of Cutaneotrichosporon oleaginosum, 840 nucleotides long. RefSeq lists its product as uncharacterized. The record is from RefSeq and is a predicted model, not a curated record. Lineage: Eukaryota; Fungi; Basidiomycota; Tremellomycetes; Trichosporonales; Trichosporonaceae.
CUUGGUCCAUGCAUCAGAUCAGCUUUACCCGCGACGUCUGCGCAUCACAUUACGCCCAUCGUGAUCGCUGUCGAUGCGAGCGGCGACGAAGAAUUGGGGAGAGUCCGAGACCGAGACCAAACCCCGCGCAGCUGAAUUCUCACCCUCUGAGGCUUGGCGUUGCAGCCUCCCUCCUCCCCUCGUCUGCCCGUCCGUCUGCCUCGGCCCCCUCCGCAGCUCAGCUCCUCCCCGCAACUACUAUCUACCCUUGUCUCACCAACCUUGUUGCAUCGGCGCUAGCGAUCGAUUCGCCAGCAGCAUGCUGAGACGCGGCGCCGCGACGCGCAAAACUUUCACGGCGAUGGCGCUCAGGCCCACGCCGCCACACGCCACGCGCUCGCUAUCCGAGCGUAGAGUAAAGGUUCAGAGUGGCGCCGGGUGCGGGGCGGGUGUCACUGGCAUGCACGGACGGCUCUGGGUCGCUGGAUUGCUGGAUCGGAAGCUGGGCUCUGGACUGUACGAGUACAAUAUGAGAGAUGUGAGGACAGAGGUGAUUGCCGAGUUGAGCUCGGCACGUCCACACGCACUUGGCUGGGUGAUGGCGACCACUAAAUGUCAACCAUCAUCAAGCGGGAGGCGCGGUAGAGGUUGGGGUCCAAUGCAUUUGGAGCCAUCAUGAUCUCAGAUAAUGCAUGCGCAUGGACUUGGUUGUGGCGGAUUCAGCGUUUCGGCCGCCACACUGAUAUGUCGAAUUGAGCAUGUUUGUGUCAACACGCCGUGACGUCCAGGCCAUUUGGAUAGUUGCCAUCAUCGGUGCGGCGGUUGCCUGGGUACAUCACCUCUCGUCCACUCCGCUCUCCU